Messenger RNA from Trematosphaeria pertusa, 1116 nucleotides. RefSeq lists its product as uncharacterized. Gene Ontology annotation, molecular function: 3-beta-hydroxy-Delta5-steroid dehydrogenase (NAD+) activity. The record is from RefSeq and is a predicted model, not a curated record. Gene Ontology annotation, biological process: steroid biosynthetic process. The transcript is spliced from 2 exons. Bases 1 to 1116 code for a protein of 371 amino acids. NCBI's taxonomy places the organism in Eukaryota, Fungi, Ascomycota, Dothideomycetes, Pleosporales, Trematosphaeriaceae.
AUGUCCACGCCGCAAUCAGCCCGCUCUCUCGGGAAGGUGCUAGUCGUCGGAGGCUGCGGCUUCUUAGGCAGUCACAUCGUAAACCUCAUCCUCAAGCGACACCCUGAUACACAAAUUUCGGUCCUCGAUUUGCGAACCAAUUCGAACCGCAACGCUAGCCCCAGCGUCUCGUACCAUGAUGGCGACAUCACAGACGCUGAAGCGAUCAAAUCGCUCUUCGCCAGCAUCAAGCCAGAUUCCGUGAUACACACUGCCUCCCCGCAUUUCAACGCGCCGCCGGCGAUCCACGAUAAAGUCAACAUAGACGGAACCAACAAUCUGCUGAAGGCGUCACAAGAGACGGGAGUGAAGGUUUUCGUGUAUACUAGCACGGCCAGCGUCAUACUGGGCCCCAAUACGGAGCUCGUGAAUGCGGAUGAGCGAUGGCCCUUGGUCACAGGGGACGCGCAGCCAGAGCACUACACCACCACAAAGGCAUAUGCCGAGACGGCCGUGCUCGAGGCGAACCGAACACCUGCAGGAUUCCUUACAUGCUCCAUCCGCCCCGCAGGCAUAUUCGGCGACGGCGAUAUCCAGACACUCCCACCAAUGGUGGGUGCGUACCGCAGGGGCCAGACAAAGUUUCAGGUUGGCGACAAUAACAACCUUUUCGACUUUACCUACGUUGAAAACGUGUGCCACGCGCACCUCCUUGCCGUCCAAGCUCUUCUCCACACGCACAAGAUACUGCCGACCAUCCCACUAGAUUCCGAGCGUGUCGACGGCGAGGUAUUCUUCAUUACGAACGGACAACCGGCGUACUUCUGGGAUUUCGCCAGGGCUGUGUGGCAUGAGGCCGGCGACAGGCGACCCCUUUCGGGAGUGUGGCGCCUUGACAAGGAUUUCGCAUUUGCGGUUGGCGCGAUAUUCGAAUGGGUGUUUUGGUUUCUUGGGAGAACUCCAAAUGUAACAAGACAGCAGGUCAGAUAUAGCACUUUCCCAAAGUACUACAACAUCGACAAGGCGAGGCAGCGGCUGGGCUACAGCCCGAUUGUCGAUCUUGACGAGGGCGUUCGGAGGGGCGUUCGACACAUAUUGGAGAAGGAGGAGCAGGAGAGGCAGAAGAAGGGGCAGUAA